AUGGACUCAAGAUAUCCACCAAGAGCUGAUCUAACUACUAGAGCAGAUUUUGGAUAUCAUAAGGCAGUUAAGAUGAUUGUUACUACAGCUGUUGGUGCGGAGGCUAGUUAUCUCUAUUCUCCUAGCUCUACUGAAUGUUACUCAUUCUGUACAAAGAAAGAGUUUAAGGUAAAGUCUAUUGUCAGUGUAUUUGAUACUCACGCGACUCGUAAAGAUAUCAGCUCAAACCUUGAGUUUCCUCUUCCUUCUCAGUUCUUUUCAAUUCCCUUCUUGGAGACAUUAUAUCCUCGUUGCAUUAUGGUACCUGCCCCUACCACAGACAAUUAUCUUUUGAGCCUUCGGGCCGUACGAGAGAGAGCCUUCAAGGUUCAAGAGGCUGCAGUCAAGAAUAAGCUUGGCCACUUUGAUGUAGACCAUUCAAAGUUCCAGGACAUGGUUCAAAUUGUUGUAUUAUUGAUAAAACGCGAUUAUGAACAUCCUUCGCAAAUACUUCCUCAUGGAAGAUGGCGCCAUUUUGACGUCGGUGGUCGCCCUAGGGUACAGCAUCUACUUAAUUCAUGGGCAAGCCUUGGCCAGCCAUUGAUGGAACAAACCAGACGGAUACUGGAUUUAUUUGUUGUCGCUGUCUUGCUUGAUUUCGAACCAAGUGUCGCAUGGACUUAUCGUGAAAAGACAACAAGAAGAAAUUAUAGACGUACGGAGGGCGUUGUUGUUGCUGUUAUGGAUAUGUUUAUGGCUGGUACAUUCUCGAGUAAUGUAAACGACCCUCACAGAGUAGAUUCCGAAGGAUUGCUGAGCUUGUCUAUCGAAACUCUCUAUUCUGGUUUUCAGGUUGGCGAUCGGAAUAGACUUAUAGGGCUUGAAGACAGACUCGAUCUAUUGCAUCAUCUGGGGAAUAUUCUCAAGAAGAAAACAGAAUUCUUUGGAUACAGCUCAGUUCCUCGUCCAGGAAAUAUGCUUGAGUAUCUCUUGGCACAUCCUACGACCAUCAAGACAAAGAAAGGACCUCUUAUUCGCCUGGAAACCUUGUGGCCAGUUGUACAGGAGAUGGGUGAAUUGUGGGCUGCAGACAAUUCUGACAAAGGCGGAACCCACAAUCUCGGAGAUGUUUGGCCAUGCGAGUCCAUAAGAACCUCUAGAAACCCACAGUCAACCGAUCACUUUGUGCCCUUUCACAAGCUUUCUCAAUGGCUAGUAUAUUCGCUUAUUGAACCACUGGAAAAAUUACUGGGUGCGACCAUUGAAGGCACAGACAUGUUGACACCCCUACCAGAUUAUAGAAAUGGUGGGCUAUUGUUAGAUACAGGGUUUCUAUCACUUAAACCAGUCGACUAUGAGCGCGGACUGAGGAACUACCACGCCAAUUCACUUUUGCCUGGUCAACCAAAAGUUGAGGUGGCCCCUAUGUUUGAGAUGGCUGAUCCAGUGGUUAUUGAAUGGCGUGCCCUCACAACAACCUAUUUGGAUAUCGUUGCUGAUCAUGUCCGGUCCACACUUGGGAUACACCGUUCAAAACUAUCGCUUUUUCAGCUCAUUGAAGGCGGCACCUGGAGUGCUGGUCGUGAGCUAGCAGAAAUAUCAAGACCAAAUACACAGGUACCACCAAUCAUGAUAAAGACGCAAGAUGAACUUAGGAAGCAUAAUAUACAGAAUGAGGAACGGUAAAGAAAAGAAGAAGAAGAAAACGAAAAGAAAUAUAAAUGAUAUAAUAAAAUGUAAUUUUUUUGAGAAGGGAGAAGUAGCGGCAUGAUUUAAUUUGGGAUGAGAUGGAAUUUACUUGCAAAACUGUUUGGCACGUGCAAUAUAGGUAUCAACUUCCUUGUCGGUUAGCGGGUAAUCACAUUCCCUGCAGGACGCUUUUCUCUUGAGCUCAUCACAAAGCUUAUUUAUAUCGAAUUCAGGGUUUGUGGUCUUGAUAUCCUCUUGGAUAUCAUAUGCAGUACGGUGUUGUCCCCUGGCACGUAUCAAAGCAUCGACAACUACUGAACUGUGUUUCUCAGUACCCACAGGAUUCUCCUGCACUUUUUUGGUGGCUAUAUCUGAGGGGUAGUCUUCGGUUAGGAAAGGCUGGAUAUUGGG
This is a messenger RNA of Phycomyces blakesleeanus NRRL 1555(-), 2079 nucleotides long. RefSeq lists its product as hypothetical. The record is from RefSeq and is a predicted model, not a curated record. The transcript is spliced from 9 exons. Lineage: Eukaryota; Fungi; Mucoromycota; Mucoromycetes; Mucorales; Phycomycetaceae. The coding region runs from base 1 to 1665 and encodes 554 amino acids.